AUGAAACCUAUUAAAAUAAAAAAUAACGAAAAUGUAAUUCCAUUACCUUAAAGAUCUAAGAUAUUGUAUAAUUUUGAGAUAUAGGAUUUAUAAAAUAAAAUCAACAAUAAAAAGAAUCAAUGUAUAAUAAUAAUUUUAGUGUAGAUUGUUAUAGAAUCAUUUGAGAAUCCUGCAUAAUUUAAUAUUUCUCUUUUAAGGUUGAAAGUAGAAAAUGAUGCAUAAGAAUAUCUAGAAGCAAUCAGUGCAUUUUAAACAAUUGAAAUAUAGAAUCCAAUUGUAAAAGAAAGAGCUAAAAGUGUUAGUGAUAAAUUAGAAAUUUAUAAUAAUAGUGGAAGAUACUGAUUUUUGUGCAUGGUAAGAGCAAAGAAACAUAUAACCAAAUUAUAAUUAACAUCGAUAUCCUUAUAAAAAAUAAUAAAAGAGUUGUNAUUUUGAUUAUCUUAAAAAUAUAUUGAUAUGA
Molecule: messenger RNA, 460 nt
Organism: Paramecium primaurelia
Lineage: Eukaryota; Ciliophora; Oligohymenophorea; Peniculida; Parameciidae
Source: the annotation of a GenBank genome assembly